Messenger RNA from Venustampulla echinocandica, 2628 nucleotides. RefSeq lists its product as uncharacterized. The transcript has 5 exons. The record is from RefSeq and is a predicted model, not a curated record. Gene Ontology annotation, molecular function: pseudouridylate synthase activity. NCBI's taxonomy places the organism in Eukaryota, Fungi, Ascomycota, Leotiomycetes, Helotiales, Pleuroascaceae. Bases 1 to 2628 code for a protein of 875 amino acids.
AUGAUUCGCGUUGCUCUCCCCAAACAGCUCCCUUACGGUGCACGGCAGCUCAAGCGGCUCCCAUGCCAGGCGCGGGGAUUUUCUUCGUUCCUAGAUCGAUUCCGCAAAUCGCCCUCUGAAAAUCACUCUUCGGGCAGCGCAAAAGAUGAAGAUACCAGGAAGAUUUCAAAAGUGCGCGGCGCCCCUCAGGGUAUAAGUCAACAUCGGAAAACAGAGUGGCGCAUUAAUCGGCACAAGGUUUUCCGGAUCUCAGAGGAGGUUAGAGCCGCUGUUGCCUCUAAUCAACCUGUGGUGGCGUUGGAGACGACGAUUUACACGCAUGGCUUUCCGUACCCGGAUAAUGUUGCACUUGCCUUGGAGCUUGAGGCAAUAGUUCGGAAAAAUGGCGGUAUCCCGGCCACUAUUGGUGUUCUCGACGGUGUGAUCCGCGUAGGGCUCGACACAGAGGAGAUUACUCGUCUGGCCUCGGCCGCGGGCAACCCAGAGACCAUGAAGGUUUCAAGGAGAGAUACUCCAUAUAUAACGGGUAUGGCCCUUGCUGGACAUAAACUGAAUGGGGGUACCACCGUAGCAGGCACCAUGAUGAUAGCAAUGGAAGCCGGCAUUAAAGUCUUUGGAACUGGUGGGCUGGGAGGCGUUCACCGUGGUGGUCAAGAUACUUUGGAUAUUUCUGCUGAUCUCACUGAACUUGGGCGUACACCUGUCGCUGUCGUAAGUAGCGGCUGCAAAAGUUUCCUCGACCUAUCCCGGACCCUGGAGUACCUAGAGACCCAAGGAGUCCCAGUCUGCACCUUUGCAGAUGGCCGCAGAGGGGACAUUGAUCUCCCUUCCUUCUACAGUCGUGACAGUGGCAUUAGGAGUCCACUAGUUGUGCAAAACGCAGCAGAAGCUGCAGCAAUGAUUUUCUCCGGAGAACUCAUGAAUAAUCGAUCGGGGAUGUUGUUUGCAAAUCCCCUUCCCGAAGAAUUCUCGAUACCAAAAACCGAGAUUGACAUAGCCAUAGACAAGGCUGUCAAAGAGGCUACCGAGCAAGGACAUCAUGGACACUUGAAUACUCCGUUCAUUCUUUCUCGUAUUAAGGAACUUACAAAGGGCAACAGCGUUGUGGCUAACAGGGCAUUGAUACAUUCAAAUGUGACUAUGGCCACAUAUGUUGCUGUAGAGCUCGCUAGAUUGAAAGGCGAAACCACCAACCCAGCUGUGUCUAAUUUUCAAAGUAGACAGACGCCAUCUAAUAUCAAGCAGACGCCCUCCAAGAUAGCGAAGAUGCCCUCCAAGAUAAAGACUGACAGUAACGAAAUAACCCAAGGCGAAGCAAUCAAUCAGCACAUGCCUAACGCCGAUAUCAUUGUCUUUGGGUCCAUCGCCAUGGAUAUUUCUUGCGACUACAUCCCUCGUGCUGUUAACACCAUCGACGAAUCGACAUCCGUUCCCACCGGCCCAAUGACUGAUGCCGCGCCUCACAUGAAAACGUCAAAUAUUGGCACCAUUGCCGAAACCGUAGGAGGGGUUGGUCACAAUGUGACCCUUGCAGCUCACCUCGUAGCGGGCGAGUUAACUGUGAGGUUAUGUAGCCUGGUUGCUACAGAUAGGACCGGGGAUGAGGUCGUUACCCAACUACGGAUUAAGGGUCUCGAUACACAAGGCAUAAGAAGUAUCACUCGUUCUAUAAGCCCUAAGGACCAGCACCCCAAGGACCAGCACCCCACACAUUGCACAGCUAGAUAUGUGGCAAUGAAUGACGGAAAAAAGGACUUGAUCCUUGCAAUGGCCGAUAUGAGCAUAUUUGACACGUGCCAAAUCCGCCAAACCAUGCUCCCUGGAUGGAUUCAGCAAACAUCAAAAGGAUCCAAGUGGUCGGUCAUAGACGCGAACUGGAGCCCUUCUUCGAUCAAAUAUCUCUUGGAUUCCCUAAAAGGAUCCCGCUCCAAUGCCAGAAUAGCCUUUGAGCCAGUCUCAGUACCCAAAUCCAUCAAGCUGUUCCAGCCCACCACCUCUACCGGCGAUGGAAUAAGCAUCCACCCAUUCCCCCAUAACGUUGUAGACCUCGCCACACCAAAUCAAUUCGAACUCGCCGCAAUGCACGCAUCUGCCAAGCAACACGAAUACUUCGAAUCCGACGAAUGGUGGAAAGCGAUUGAUUCCUUCGGGAUUCCUAGUUCCGGUGCUCGCGAGCGCUUUGUUGCGCUAACGAAUAAGAAAAUGACUGAUGAAGGCAUACCGCUACAAACUAUCCAGCUUUUACCUUUCAUCCCCAUAAUACUCACGAAAUUAGGCCCCGAAGGUGUGCUGAUGACAGAGCUCCUCAAACCUGGUGAUAAGCGGUUGAAAGAUCCUAAUACUGCACCAUAUAUCCUCAGUCGGAACGCCAAUGGGAGUGCGGAAAUUGGAGGGGUGUAUAUGCGACUUUUCCCUGCUGUUGAGCAAGUGCAGGAUGUGGUUAGUGUUAACGGUGUGGGUGAUACAUUUUUGGGUGUUAUUAUUGCGGGGUUGGCAAGUGGAGCGAGGCUAGAUAAGCCUUUGAUUGAUCUUGCGCAGAAGGCAGCGGUAUUGACGCUGAGAUCGAGGGAAGCUGUGAGCCCGGAGCUGAAGGUGCUUAGGGGAGAAUUCAAUGGUUUAAACCGGUGA